Porites evermanni is the source of this 375-nucleotide messenger RNA. The record is from the annotation of a GenBank genome assembly. Lineage: Eukaryota; Metazoa; Cnidaria; Anthozoa; Scleractinia; Poritidae.
AUGGUUCUGAGAACGCAGCACUCGGGACACAGCAAGAAGUUCAGGUAUGAGGUUGUUGACUCGGACUUUAAGGCGUAUGGGGCGAGAAAGAAAGCCGAAGAAGAGGGGGAAAGACCGUUCCAUCGACCCAAAGCCUGUAGGGGAAAAGAACGACAGCAAGAAAUGUUGAGUAAGGGAAACGACUGGUACAAGAAGGCCGGAAACGAGGAGGUAAUCUUUAUUGUACCAGCUACACCGAAUUCACAGCUACAGAGGAGAUACCAGAGGGAAAUAAGACAACAGGGUUUUAAUGUGAAGGUGGUCGAAAAAGCUGGUGUUGCGAUUAAAAGGUUACUCCAUCACGCAGCGCGUAUACAAGAGGGAAAGAACACAUGA